CCUUACGUAACGUGCGCGCUGUCUCCCAUCAUCCCGGCUGGCGCUGCACCACCCAAGCCGCCGGUGCAGCAGAAAAGUCUUCUCCGUCACCGCUGGGCUGUUCGCCAGCUGAUCUCACAAAAAUGGGGAACAGAGACGACGAGUAUGAUUUCUUAUUUAAAGUGGUUCUGAUCGGGGACUCUGGUGUGGGGAAGAGCAACCUGCUGUCCCGUUUCACGCGUAACGAGUUUAACCUGGAGAGCAAGAGCACCAUAGGGGUGGAGUUUGCCACUCGCAGCAUCCAGGUGGACGGGAAGACGAUAAAGGCUCAGAUAUGGGACACGGCUGGACAGGAGCGCUACAGAGCCAUCACCUCAGCAUAUUACCGGGGCGCAGUGGGGGCCCUUCUAGUCUACGACAUCGCCAAACACCUGACGUACGAGAAUGUGGAGCGCUGGCUGAAGGAGCUGAGGGACCACGCUGACAGCAACAUCGUCAUCAUGCUGGUUGGAAACAAGAGCGACCUGCGCCACCUCAGGGCCGUGCCCACGGAUGAGGCCCGCGCCUUUGCAGAAAAGAACACGCUGUCAUUCAUUGAGACAUCGGCGUUGGAUUCCACAAACGUAGAAGAAGCAUUCAAGAACGUCCUAACAGAAAUCUACCGCAUCGUGUCACAGAAGCAGAUUGCAGACAGAUCUGCACACGACGAGUCUCCAGGCAACAACGUGGUCGACAUAAGCGUCCCGCCGACCUCUGAUGGCCAGAAGGGCAACAAAAUUCAGUGCUGUCAGAGUCCGUGACGCUCAGGCUGAAAAUACACAUCUCGGCUUUCAAUUUUACUUGUGCACUUGUUUUUCAUCAUUUCAAUUAUGGCCAUUUCUCUUUUUCCUCCAUUUCUUUUGUUUUUACAUAUACAUAUAUAUAUAAAUCACAGGUCCUCCUGGUCUCAGAAGCCCUUAUUUCACUUGAUAGUUGGAGGUGUCCAUGGAGUGGGUGGGUGGAUGGGAAUAUCCCUGCCAUGCAGGGAUGAGGCCUUCUGCUGAAAGCAGUCACGUUCUGCUGAAUAUGAAACACAUUUUCAUGGUCAACCACUAGAUGGUGCUGCAGCAACAAAUUGUAAUUAUCAGUAUUAUGCAUUUGACAGUGGAAUCACAUCAGUAAAUAUGCCAAAAAAUCUUUAUUAUGUUUGUAUUUAAAUAAUGUCUGGCUUUAUUUGUUCUUUACUUUUUGCUUAAAAGUUGUAAAAAAUAAUGACAAUAAAAUUCUUCAAUCAGUA
Messenger RNA from Oryzias latipes (Japanese medaka), 1255 nucleotides. RefSeq names its product ras-related protein Rab-11B. The record is from RefSeq and is a predicted model, not a curated record. Gene Ontology annotation, molecular function: GTPase activity; GTP binding. Lineage: Eukaryota; Metazoa; Chordata; Actinopteri; Beloniformes; Adrianichthyidae.